GACCAACCUGUUUCAAAAUUCAAAAAAAUAAUUCUAUCUUUCAAUAAUUCAUCUGAAUACCUUUCUCAGCUCUUCCUCUCCAAUAAUUUAUAGCCUUCUGUCUCUAUUUUCACUAUUAUAUUCAAUGCCAAACACAAUUCCCUCUCAGUUCUCAAUAGUUUUUCUUUUUUAACUAUUAUUAUUCUCUAACUAGUCCACUCCCAUUUAAGACCCAUAUAUUAUUAUUAUUAUUAUUAUUUUACUGCCAUGCAUCAUGGCUUGUCAUGAAGUUUGAUGUUUCUACUUCCAAUUGAGAGACGGUGACCUUUGUCUUUUGCUCCUUUUCUUCACCUCUCAGGCCCAUGAAUUCUUGCUUUCAUUGCAUGUACAUUGUGUGGUUCUUUCAUUACCAGAAAAGCCACUUGAGGGAAACCAACUUUUUGUUCUACACAUGAUCCAUGGCUAAUUAAUUUCAUUCUCACAUCACAAAAUCUAGUUGCUUUUUGGUCUAUUAACUACCUUUCUCUACAGUUUCUUCACUACUGAUCUACAUGGGAAAAUGGGUCUUGAUUCUUCAUCUCAUCUCUUCAUGAGUUUUCUUUGGGUUUGAUCUGCUCAGCUUUUGGUUUUUCCAAUAAAAUUUUACAUAUUUUCAGCAAUUUCUCUCUCUUUUCGAUCCCCUCAUUUGAUUUGAUUUUAGUUUAUAAUUAUUGGUGAUCGGAUUGGUUUUCACAAUAUAUAUGAGGAGACUGUGUGGGUCAGAUUAGCUUCUUUGAUUAGUUUUUCCAAGAGGAAAGAAGAUUGGUAGACAUGGGUAAGCUCAGUUUUGGUAAGGUUUGGGAUUGCCUUUGUCUGAGUUCAGGUUCAUCAAGCUCUUGUUUUUGCUUGAAUUCCUUGGAAAAUGAAGAUUACGUGUUUGAAAAAAGACCUCUGAUAGCAAGUGACAAAGGGCAGGUUCUCAGAAUGAAAGAUGUUGUUUCUGAUACUCAGACCUUGGCCUUUCAACUCAAACCCAAGAUGGUGGUGUUAAAGGUGUCUAUGCACUGCCAUGGCUGUGCAAGGAAGGUGGAGAAACAUGUUUCAAAAUUGGAAGGAAUGACCUCAUACAAAGUUGAUCUGGAAAGCAAGAUGGUGGUUGUUAUUGGAGACAUUAUUCCUUUUGAAGUGCUAGAAAGUGUAUCCAAGGUGAAAUAUGCUGAGAUUUGGAAUUCUCCAUUCUGAUAAUAAUAAUUUAUUUUUAAAAAAUAUUUAUAUAUAUAAAUAAUAUUUUUUAUAUUUAUUUAUUAUAAGAACUCCAUUAGUUAUGUAUAUGUACAUAUACCAAGAAUGCAUUACAUGCUUAGCAAGUUUUCCAUCUACUGUGUAACAUGUAUGCUUUUGUUAAUUAUUCCAUCUAUUUUGUGU
Molecule: messenger RNA, 1383 nt
Organism: Manihot esculenta (cassava)
Lineage: Eukaryota; Viridiplantae; Streptophyta; Magnoliopsida; Malpighiales; Euphorbiaceae
Product: protein SODIUM POTASSIUM ROOT DEFECTIVE 2-like
Exons: 3
Coding region: 790-1200 (136 amino acids)
Molecular function (GO): metal ion binding
Source: RefSeq, a predicted model, not a curated record